Messenger RNA from Leucoraja erinaceus (little skate), 3838 nucleotides. RefSeq names its product amine sulfotransferase-like. Gene Ontology annotation, biological process: sulfation. Gene Ontology annotation, cellular component: cytoplasm. The coding region runs from base 476 to 1336 and encodes 286 amino acids. The record is from RefSeq and is a predicted model, not a curated record. The transcript has 7 exons. Lineage: Eukaryota; Metazoa; Chordata; Chondrichthyes; Rajiformes; Rajidae. Gene Ontology annotation, molecular function: sulfotransferase activity.
GAUCUUGACCCAACAAACUACUUUCACUAAAUUGCUGGAGAAACUCAGCGGGUGCAUUGCCGAAUGUCAUGUAAUGUUUGGCAAUGUCUAAAUUUUAAAUGUCACUACUUAAUUUGCAAAUCCAUACACUGCCUUAUCCUUAUUCCUUCCAACCCUACAACGAUCUAAUUUUCUGUUUUCUGUUAAUGCUGCCUUCUUGUGCAGUUCUGGGUUUCUUCUCUUCACAUGUACCCAAGCUCCAAUUCUGAAAUUCCAUCAAUAAACCUUUACACUUUUUUACUGUUUCCUUUUCUAAGCAGCCUAUCAGAUGACCAGUCAAUCACCCACACAUUAGCAGGCAAAGCAGACCACUUCCAAAAGACGUGGUCUGCAUUUAUGGAACUAUUACAAGCAUAAGGUGCAAUAGUAAUUUAAAAUAUAAAUGGUACCAGGAUCUGGUAACGUGGGGUAAAAAAACAAAACACGACUUCUCAACAUGGCAACAUCAUCUAAUAAACAAAACCUUUUUCAGUACAAAGGUUGUAACUUCAUCAAGAACAUCCACCAACUAGAACACUUGGAAAAAGUUCAUCAGUUUGAAAUAAAGGAGACUGAUGUGAUUGCAGUCACAUAUCCGAAAUCAGGAACUAUAUGGAUGCAACAGAUUUUGAGUUUAAUUUAUUCCGAUGGGGACUUGUCUGGUGUACAAAGCAAACAAGCAAUAUACCGUAUUCCUUGGAUGGAGGUGCCAAUAAAUAACUUUCAGGAAUUGCCAUCGCCUCGUUUGUGUGUCACACAUUUACCCUACCGCUUAAUUCCAAAAGAUUUGAGGAAAGGAAAUGGAAAAGUUAUUUACUUGACUCGAAAUCCAAAGGAUAUUGCGGUUUCUUUAUAUCACUUUCAAAACUAUGUUACUUUUCUGGAAUCACCAUCAAAGUUUGAAGACUUUCUGGAGGAAUUCAUUGAUGGCGACGUAAUAUACAGCUCUUGGUUUGAUCAUAUUCGUGACUGGUAUAACCACAAGGAUGAAUUUGACUUCCUAUUUCUGUCCUAUGAAGAAACCAAGAAGGAUUUAAGAACCACAAUUACAAAAAUAUGUGACUUCCUUGGGAGAAAGUUGGGUGAAGAUAAGCUUGAUAUAGUGGUGGAGGAGAGUACCUUCAAAGCUAUGAGCAAUAAUCCAAUGGCGAAUUACAAAGAUUUGGAAAAUAAAAACCCAAAUGGGUCAUUUCUCCGAAAAGGAAUAAUUGGAGAUUGGAAAACUCAUUUCACUGUGGCUCAGUCGGAGAAGUUUGACAAAAUAUUCCAAGAAAAAAUGAAAGGAUUUCCUUUUAAGUUCACCUGGGACAGCAAAUAAUGAAACAGAUUAUCCACACAACAGAGACCUAAGUUACAGAAAUAAGUGGAAUGAUGUAUUACAAUACAGGCCGAUGUUGUGUGAAUGAGCAUAUGUUAGUUUAUAAACAAGUAAACAUGAUGUUACAACUUGACUUGUUACAUAGUGUGAGUAGAUGGGAAAGUGGGAUAACAUAGUACUAGUGUGUAUGGGUAAUCAUGAUCAGUGUGGAUUCAGAGCCAGCUUUCAUGCUAUAUCUUUCAAUCAAUAAUUUUUUUUUUAGUUGAGUUUAUUGUCACGUGUACCGAGGGACAGCGAAAAGCUUUUAUUGCAUGCUAUCCAAUCAGCAGAAAGACAAUACAUGAUUACGAUCGAGCCAUUUACAGUGUACACAUGAUAAGGGAAUAAUGUUUAGUGCAAUGUAAAGCCAGCAAAGUCCAAUCAGGGAUUGUCCAAGGAUCAUCAAAGAGGUGGAUAAUAGCUCAGCACUGCUCCCUGGUUGUGGUAGGAUGGUUCAGUUGCUGAUAACAGCUGGGAAGAAACUGUUCCUGAAUCUGGAGGUGUGCGUUCUGACACAAUGAUUUAGAGGAGAGCACCUAAUGAUAUAAAAGUUAUUAACAAAACAAGUAGAAAUUACCUGUGUUUAUUAAGUUAAUAUUCUCCAGAAUGCAUUGAUUGAAAAUGUGCUAGUAACAUUCAAUAUUAAACUUCAAAAGUGAGUAAGAUAAGCGGAGAUAAGUUUACAGGCAUGUAGUGAUAAAGAAUGGAAUGGGACUGAUUGGAUAGUGUCUUCAAAGGGCCAACAUCAGAACAAUGAGACGAAACGUAUGUAUUUUGAAUGUUGACUGUAAGAAUAUCUCUAACACAUAUUGUAUUCCUCAAUAUCUUCAAUAAACAUCAUGUAUCCUCUUCACAUUAUAUGAUUGGCAAAACUUUAUCUAGCCUGGUAUCAAUCAACCAUUAUAAUCACACUAAUUAUCAUGAAUAAAUAACUCAAAAAGGUUCUGAAAUGUUUCAGUAAUAUGUAAUUAUCACUUGGCAGGAACUUGAAAAAUCUAAAUGAAUUGAAAGAGCACCCACAAUUCCAACAGAUUUUUAAUUCAUUCUGACCUGUCGACUUCACAAAAUAUCAUUGUUACUUUCUUUGUCUAAUAAUUUUUGUCCAGGAAUGAGUAAUUUGUGCUUUCUUUGUCUUAGAUUGAAGACUGGAUCUUGUACGCAUUGACUGUCUGCAACCCACAUCCAAUAAUUCUUGUCUCACAAUCCCUAACAGGGAGGACACAACUGUAUUAUUGUGCCCACUUGUAAGAAGGACAGUUUAAGAACAAUAUUGUUCUCAGAGAAACGUCAGACAUUGGCUGUUAGUAAGGAAGUAAGGUGUAUACCGUAAAAGACCUGGCAAUUAUCAUUUCUAAUUAGAGAGGGGUCUAAUGGCAUUACCAUCAAUAUCAUGGUGAUGAUAUUUGACCAGAAGCUUAAAGGGCCUGUCCCACUUACGUGACCUUUACAGGCGACUGCCAGCAGCCGUCAUAGGUCGCCGAAAUUUUCAACAUGUUGAAAAUUCUGCGGUGACCAGAAAGACUCUACGACUCUUUGGUACCUCUCAAGACCAUAGGAGACCUCCCACGACCAUACAGGCGACUCCUGGCGAGAUGUCGCGGGUGACCUCUCAUGACCAUAGGAGAUCUCUCACGGACAUAUAGUCUGUAUGGUCGUGAGAGGUCUCCAAAGAAUCAAGCGUCUUUUUGGUCACCGCUGAAUUUUCAACUAUGACGGGUGCUGGCAGUCGCCUGUAAAGGUCGCGUAAGUGGAACAGGCCCUUAAGAGGAGCACUCACGUAAAUACUUGGUUACCCAAGCAAACUGAGUAACCUGUUUAAAAAAGGUCACCUCCUCACACCCCAGUUUUUCCACCAUCUACAAAGCCUGAGUUAUGUAAUACUCUCUAUUUGCUUGGAUGAAUACAACUCCGACAAAUUUCAAGGGGUUUAACACAAUUCAAGACAAAGUAAACAUAUAGUAAAAGGAACUGCAGAUGCUGGUUUAUAUCAAAGAUAGGCAAAAAAUGCUUGCGAGUAACCCAACGGAUCAGACAGGAUCACUGGAUUAAAUAGAUGAGUUACAUUUCGGGUCGGGUCUGAAGAAGGAUCUCGGCCCAAAACAUCACAUCCAUUUUCUCCGGAGAUGAAGCCUGACACGUUGAGUUACUCCAGCACUUUGUGUCUGUCCAGGACAAACCAUCCUGUUUAAUUGGCAUCCCAUCCAAAACCUUGAACCUAUAAUUUUUUCCUGCAAUGGGUACGAUUUAUGAAAUAUGCUGCAGUUAAUCACAACCCAUCAGCUCUGUGAGAGUAUCUUUACGGGAAGGAUCGCUGUGGGCAAGGCAUUGCUCACAGCUAUCUUCCCAACAACAUACAUGGAAGGGCAAUAUGUUUUUGUAUAUCUGUAAAACAGUGUAAUUGAAAGUUGAUCUUUGUUUUUGGGAAACCAUUGAUUCCUGUUAUGGCAAUGCAUCUGCAGCAUA